AUGUCUCGAGAGCGUCCCCCCCGCACCGACAUCCCCCGCAACCUGAGCUUCAUAGCCGCAUUAACAGAGCGUGCCUACUACCGCAGCCAGCGGCCCAGCCUCGAGGAGGAGCCGGAGGUGGAGCCAGGCGAGGGCGGGACGCGCCUUGGGGCCCGAUCCCGCGCUCCCGCUCCGAGUCGGGGUCGCCGGGCCCUUUCUGCACCUGCCGGAGGCGGCGGGGUCCGGGCGCCCCGCAGCCGCAGCCCGGACACCCGUAAGAGAGUGCGUUUCGCCGACGCGCUUGGGCUGGAGCUGGCCGCGGUGCGCCGCUUCCGCCCCGGAGAGCUGCCCCGGGUACCCCGCCACGUGCAAAUCCAGCUGCAGAGGGACGCCCUCCGCCACUUCGGGCCGUGCCAGCCUCGCGCCCGCGGCCUCCAGGAGGCGCGCGCCGCCCUGGAGCCGGCCAGCGAGCCCGGCUUUGCCGCCCGCUUGCAGGCGCAGCGCAUCUGCCUGGAACGCGCCGAGGCGGGCCCGCUGGGCGUGGCCGGGAGCGCGCGCGUGCUGGACCUGGCGUACGAGAAGCGCGUGAGCGUGCGCUGGAGCGCCGACGGCUGGCGGAGUCAACGCGAGGCACCCGCCUCCUACGCCGGCCCGGCACCGCCCCCGCCGCGUGCAGACCGCUUUGCAUUUCGCCUUCCCGCGCCACCCAUUGGGGGCGCCCUGCUUUUCGCCCUUCGCUACCGCGUGACGGGCCACGAGUUCUGGGACAACAACGGCGGCCGCGACUAUGCUCUACGAGGGCCCGAGCACCCCGGGAGUGGCGGAAACCCGGAGCCCCAGGGCUGGAUCCACUUUAUCUGAGGCGCCUGGGCCGACGGCGGGAAAACCAAAGGCACCCAGGGGCUGGGGGAGCCCGAAGAUUUGGCGGGGAGCUGUCCAAGAGAGUCGAGUGGGGGAGGGAGAGAAGGAGGGGAAAAAUCAAAAGGGUGUGGGGAGUGGGCGGAAUCAACGAAAGUCGGGGAGGUCGGGGUGGAAAAACAGAGUUGGAUGUGAGUGAUAGGAACUUAAGGCACAGAAGAAAGGAAAUCAGAAAGGGCGCUGGAAGGAUUAGGAAAAAGCAAAAGACUGGGGUUUGAUGGUGAUACCGUGAACUAGUCCUGGGAGAAAGUAAGUGGGUUUGUCAGACUUAUGCAGAUGGUUAGGGUACCUCUUUGAGACUGAGGAGGUACUUUGAAGUAGGAGUCCACCCUGCUUAAGUCAUUUGGAUUGCGAACUCAUUCCCUAUUUUUCACCGCCGUUGCCACCUCAGGUCCCUUAGUCCUGCCCAUCCUAGCUUUAUACUCAGCCAUAAUUGCCUUGCUUAAGUCCCAGGAACUUGGCCAUUGCUUCCCAGCCCCUGGUAUUAUGACAGGAUUCCCUUGUCAUUUCCGACGAUCCCGGGCUUCAUUUCCCCCUGACUGGCUGGGGAGUAAUGGCAGGCUGCAAUCAGAGCUUCUACCUCCUCCUCCAGGCAGCCCUGGGGAUUAAAAUGAAGGCUAAACCAACUCCAGGCCUGUCCUUGUAGCCAAAUAAUGACGUGCCUGAGGAGCUGGUACACUCAGGGGCUUCCAGAAAAAUGCCAGCCUUACCUUUCUGGAGUGCCUUUUAAUAACCUUUAAGCACUUUAUGCACUGUAUUUGUCAAGAAACAGUGAAUCACAAGAAUCACUAUCAUGAUUCUGCUUUGGGAGGAAAGAGUCACUGACAAGCUGUAUUACUUUGGGCAAAGUGGUUUCACAUCUCUGGGCCCCAGUCUCCUCCUUGGGAAAUUAGAUUUUAACUAGGUGAUCUCUCACAAUCUCUUCUUGCUUUGACAUUUUAUGAUCCAUGAGUGUAGAAAAGAAGCCACAUUCUUCAACCUACAUUUGGAGUGCUACAGUUCAGAACACACAGUACUCCCAACAUUUGGUUGGGGCUGAGGAUGGGUCUUCCAGUUUUUGACACAGAUGUUCCAGAGCUCAGAAAGCAUCCCACAACCAGCUGCAGCCUGAUGGUAUUCCAAACCCUUUUUCAAACUGCAGUUCAUCCUCUGCCCCUUACUUUUUGCUCUUGCCCCCACAGACUUCCAGUCUAUAGGUACUUUGAGACAGUUUUGGGCAGGUGCAUAUCUGUUGGGGGAAAUGAUUUUGGGAGCUCCAGAGAUGAAACAAUGCUGAGGAUCUCUUGAGAAUAAAGUUUUAUGAAUAUAAGGAAUGGAAAACAUUUCAAAUCAAGAAUCAAAGCCACUUGGUAAUUAAAUGGCACCAGAAGAUGGCAGUCUUCAUACCCUGAGCAAGUGAAAAGGGGAAGCUGGACUUUUCUAUCCAUUCACCAUCAUCCCUUAGGUCUCCCUUCCUGGUUAACCUCUGUUGGUAGUUUUUCCUUUCCUCUUACCCUAUUCCUAAGCUCUUUGCUUUUUUCUUUCCUUGUCCCUCUCUCAUCACUUUCAUUUUUCUUUUAAUAUAUAGGGUAUUUACCUUCGUUUUCUCUUUUCCAUUUGCCUCCAUCUUCAUCCUUGUUGAUCUCUGCUAUUCCUUCUCCCUCCAGAAGGGGUGGAGAACCUACUUCCUUUUCUCCAAGACCAUGGUUGAUCCACCUUCCUCCCUCAGGCUCCUUCUUGACAGUCUUCUAGAAGGGAGAAGAGGGAAAAGAAGCAGUUCCUGAUGCAGAUGAACAGCUGCUCCCAGGUAAAACAGCUCCCCACACCCUUUUCUAUCUAUUACUAGUUUCUCAAAAAUGUCUGAAUCCCCCUCUUAUUACUGAGUCAGAGAGUGCAUGCAUACAUGCCCAUACGUGCAUUCAGAACAGAGUAUGGGGCAUGUUAUCAGGCCCCUCCUUUCCAGAGAUCUUAGUCCUUUGAAGGAAGAUGGCCAAAAGGGAGGAACCCCUAGUCACUCCUCAAAGAAGUGCUGGUUUAAACAGCAUCCUUACGUGAAGAAGAAAACAAAGAAUUUCAUGCAACUUGUGGAUCACCUUCAGGUCAAAGUUCCAGCAAAGUGAAGAAAGAACCUCCUGGAAGCCACCAAGCAAUGCGCUUUUUAGUCAUCAAUGAAGAGCCCAAGGAAGGAUGAUGGAGAGGGAGCCUAGGUCGGGGCUCAGUGUAUACUAACCUCUUGCCUAAUGUGUAUGCACUAUUGUCAUGUUGUAUUAACAAUUGUAAUAGCUCA
Molecule: messenger RNA, 3163 nt
Organism: Neogale vison (American mink)
Lineage: Eukaryota; Metazoa; Chordata; Mammalia; Carnivora; Mustelidae
Gene: PPP1R3E
Product: protein phosphatase 1 regulatory subunit 3E
Exons: 2
Coding region: 1-840 (279 amino acids)
Biological process (GO): regulation of glycogen biosynthetic process
Cellular component (GO): protein phosphatase type 1 complex
Molecular function (GO): protein phosphatase 1 binding; glycogen binding
Source: RefSeq, a predicted model, not a curated record